Messenger RNA from Mercenaria mercenaria, 3077 nucleotides. RefSeq lists its product as uncharacterized. The transcript has 5 exons. The record is from RefSeq and is a predicted model, not a curated record. Bases 364 to 1995 code for a protein of 543 amino acids. Lineage: Eukaryota; Metazoa; Mollusca; Bivalvia; Venerida; Veneridae.
CGACUAUAUAUUUCAUACAUAGCCACAAAUAGUUAUAUUUGAAUUUGUUGAAAAGUAAUGAUUUUUAGAGCUCGGAGAAGAAAUUGGCCUACAAAUAAUUUAAUUAUGUGAAAUUGUAUAAAAUAAAUUGGAAACUUGGAUUAUCUGCAGUAACUUUUAUUCAUUUUAUCCGCGAGAAAAUCGUUUUUAACUUAAUUUUCGAUUCAGGUUAGUUCUGGUUAAUUCUGGUUCGAGUGGAUUUUCAGACAAACACAUUUUGCCGAUAGAACUAAAACAAGUCAGUAUCGGCUGUAAAACCUAUCCCCUACACAGGGUUGUCGUUACUCGAAAAAUAGAAUGAUUGGUGAAUUUUAAAGCGCUAAAAUGAGUUUGAAUCCUGAAGACGAAAGGCGGUUGCGCCGGAACUGGAGUUUAUUGAAGCAGGAACUGCGUGUUGAUGAUUUCGUGCAUAAGUUUGUAGAGAAUGGUGUUUUCCCGCCAACUCUGAGAGGCGAUAUAGCCAGUGUAAUACCAAAUACGCCUAGCAUGAAAGCUGAGAAGUUUCUGAAUUGUGUUAUUUCCUGUGGAAACCAUGGCUACCAGACUUUAUGCCAGUUUAUCCGUAACAAUCCGGACAAUCGAUACAGCCGGGUAAUGGAAGCUUUGCAAAUAUAUCCCGCAGUUAACCCUGUCGGAAACCAGGCCAACACUGUGUCUGGUGGCGCGGGCAGCACUGUCAGAAAUGUUGAAGUUGCGCAGCAAGAUUCUAGACCAUCAACAGCUGUGUCGUCCACGAGCAGUGGAACCAUUAACAGCGAAACCGGGGAAAGAAACCGUAGAGUUCGUAACGUCACCACUGACAACUGUCAACCUAACGGCGGUGCUGCCCCAGUAGCAACAGUGGCGCCGACUGUAACCGUUAUGCAGAGUAAUAUUCCUUUAGGUGGCUCUAACGCAGCUGCUGGACGGCGUUCGAGUACUGGAGAAAGUUCAGAAACGGGUGGGCCAAGGGUGCUAUACGCAGAGUCGACACUCGGUACCCAAAGUGAAAUGUCCCUUCAGUCAUUUAGCUCAACGUCCACCGAUAACCAGACGGUUUCAACUCCUCAAGUCAACAAGAACACACUUACUGCACAGUUAACCAAAAACGGAAAUGCAGCACUUACAAAUAGCCAACAGAAAAGCCAAAGUGUUACAAACCAAGCCGUUAGUUCUGGAAAAGACACACCUUUAGAUAUGCAUAUUCUUGAACAAGAACUCGUCCGAAUGGCACCAGCUAUCGCAGACCUUUUCAAGAAAAUUGCAAAACAAACAAGUAGCGUCCCGACUUCAGAGGAAGAACUGCAAAAGGUGAAAGAUGAAAAUGAGCGUUUAAGAAAAACAAACAAAUCACUUAUAGAAAAACUGAACACAUUUCAGCAGAAGAUAAUUCAGUUACAACUUGACAAUAAGAAGCUGAAAGAAAAUGGUGAUACAACUCGGGCAAAGAAAGAAGAGCUAAGUGUAAAAGCGAGCGAGCUUCAAGACAUGGAGCGAAGACUUGAUGAACACAAGAAAGCGCUCGAAGAGAAAGAGGAAGAAUUAAACACACAACUGUUGAAACUAAAAGAAAUUGAAGAAGAAAAUGAAAUGCAGAGAGAAAAGAUAGACAAACUGGAGGAACUGCAAGAUGAAGGUAUUGUGGAGCGAAACAUUCAACAGGAGCAGAUUUCAACUUUAGUUGAAGAGAAAGAGAGACAAAGGGAUCAGAUUGACACCCUUGAGGAACAACAGAAGAUCGGAGAACAAAGGCUGUUGCGUCUCGAACAGCGACUCAACCAGUUAGAGCAAGGACCAAGACGCCAGGGAAGGAACAGACGGGUUAUGUCUCCUCCAAGAAAUAACCACUGGAUGAACGGUUAUGUUGACCGGUCGCAUCACGCCAACGUGAAGUUUCAGUCGGAAAUAAAAUUCAACCUUGACCGCGACGGCAAAAGGACAUCAUCACAAGGAAAGGCCGGGUGGCCUUUUAUCUAAUCAUUGCGUGUAUGUAUACUUUCUGAAUAACAGAGGAUUUACUGUAACAGACAAGGACAUACUAGCUGGCAUUGUGUACAUGAUAACACAGAGGUUUCUCAGUAAUAAAGCAGGAACUUUAGCCGAUGCUUUUAUAAACAGGAUGCAUUUUCUUAAGAACAUGUUCUUUAUGAAUAACAGCGAGAAUAUUUCUGUAUUUAUAGGCCUACCUAUCUAAAACUGCUGCCGAAGGAAAAAUCAUUUUCUUGUAGACUUGAAGAGUUUUCGAGUUCAUAUAGCAAAAGAAAUAACCGAUACUAUUCAUACAGUUAAUUGGCUAAUAUUCGCCAUCGUUUGAUUUUCACUAAAUAUUUAUAAAUUCAGAAUACAUGGAAUUCCUUAAAUUUCGUUGGAAACUAACUUUCGCGGAUUUCAUAAUUGACUAAAUUGAGACAAUCCAUGAACUUUAAUCCAAAACGAACAGUCAAAAUUCCCAUUCACAUUAUCUUCAAAAUUUGAAAUCCACAUUUGAAAUUUCCUGUCUCCAAGAAAUAGCCAUUUUGGUCAUAACAACGAAACUUCAUGCUCACGAAAUUAAAAGAGUUUACAGUAGUCGUGAAUGUUAUAACAUAUAAGCAUUAUAAGCUAGAAAGCGCGAAUUCUUAUCAAUGUCAAUGGCUGUUGACAUGAAAGUGACGCGAAAGAUACUAUAGUAGGAUUUCACCUGCCUGCUUUAGCGAUUUGUAAACUCUAAGUAAAUUCUAAUUAUUGAAUUGAUUUUGAACAAGGUAUUUGAUAUCACUAGGAAAUCUUCGAGUGAUGAUUUAUACUUUAUUGAUUAAUUCCUCUUAACUCGCGUCAAUUCGUUUAUUUUCUGCAUAUUUACAGUAAGGCAGCAGGAAUGUUUCAAAAUUACGGCAUGUAUAUAAAAAAUCUCCGUGAAUCAUUUUCGUUUUAUCUUGUAAGUUACAAUAACCUAAAUAUGACACACCUGUCUAAAUUUUGAAAGAAAAGAGAGAGAGAUGAAGAUAUGCUGUGAUAAAAGUUGAUAUAUGUUUGUUUCAGUGUAAAAUCGAAAUAUAUUUAACCGAAUGAACACCAGA